AAGUCUACAGAUCGAUUGGCAAUGAGAAAAAAAAAAUUAUACGCCCUUUUGGAAUCAGCAACGUGAUUUGUCUUCGACGGUCAAAGAAUGUAUGAAAUGCAAAAAAUUUCUGUUUCCUAUUCAAUAACAAUAUUGUAAAGUGACGUAAGAUUUGUGGCGAUGGGCUGUCUCUGAAAGUCGUGAUCACCGCUCAAUGAAACCCUAGGAAACAAGUUUGGAUUCCAGCGACCGGAAUGUCAGAAAAAAGCAAACAACUCAAAAAGUAACGAUUAUAGUUCAAUUUACUCGAAGUAGAUACGAGAGAAGGAAAGGGCAAAGAUGAAAAGGCCGAUCUUAUCUCCACGCAGCAUGGAAUUACGUCAUUUACAACGAAAGCUGGACAACAGACCUUGACAGACGAUCCCACUAAAAGCGGACUUAUUUUGCAAACACCACAGUAGAUUAUCGACUUGCCUCCGAAUAGUCAUGCCGCAGUUGAGUUUUGAACAGUGUAACAUCGAAGAGAUAUGUACCUCUGUGGGAGGAAGUAAGAAGCUGUUGGAUGAACUUCGAGGAAAAUUAAGGGAGUGGUUAAAACUGCAGCCGCAUCUUCCUCAUGAUGCCGAAGACGAAAGAUUGGACUGGUUUCUUCUGUGUACUAAAUUGAGCUUGGAGCUAGCAAAGCAAAAACUGGAUGCUUAUUAUACAAUAAGAAGGUUUAUACCUGAAUUUUUCAGGAACAGAGAUCCAUGCGCACCGGGCAUGAAUAAUUUACACGACGUAAUGCAAUUCGUGCUUCUUCCGAAAUCGAAUGCUGGAAACGACAGAACUUGCAUUAUACGAUUUAUUUCGGAUGAUGCAAAUAUAUUUCGCGUUGAGGAGGUAUGCAGGUACUUAUUUAUGAUAAAUGAAAUUCAGAUGGUCGAAGGCCACAACAGCGGAUAUAAUAUGAUACUCGAUUUGUCGAUGAUGAGCGCAGGGCAGCUCGUGGGAAUGACACCAAGUUUCAUAAAAAAAUGUGAUGUUUCAGCCUCGGCUCACGCAAUAAGGCUGAAAGGAAUCCACAUCCUCAAUGCUUUUUCUCUCGUGAAUUCUGUGGUCACAAUGGUCAAAUCAAUUCUGAAGCCCAAACUCGCUAAAAGGAUUCACGUUCACGCUAAUGGAAAUUUCGAAAAAUUCCAUCAGUUUGUACCCAAAUCCGUACUACCCAAGGAAUACGGUGGCACUUAUUCGAACAUGGAUGACCUUGAUGUCUUAUUGCGCAAGAAAGUGGAGUCCUGGCGGGAUUGGUACUUGGAACAAGACGAUGUUCUGGUAGACGAAAGCCUCCGCCCUGGACCAGUCGUUAACGGAGACAGUCCCUUUGGAUUUUCUGGAAGUUUUCGAAAGUUGGAUGUUGACUAAUAAAGUUGAAUAAUGAAGAUCAUCUGCUGUUAUAUUGUACAUGAGGUAUUCAGCACGAAGGUUACAUGUAACCCUUACCAUCUUCAAUUAGUAAGGCGAAACGUACCUUUUCAUUUCGCGAUUUACUAUCUUGUGUCCGUUCGCAGAAUAAUUAAAUGAAUAAUGUAGAAGAUUUCGAAAAACUAGUAAGAAUUUUGGUGGGAAUUUCAGAGGCUUUUCAAAAACAGGCUUUCAUUCCGUUUCAAAUCUUCUGGGUGGAAAAAUGCAUUUUUGAAGAAAAUGAACGUCUCGUCACCUUGCAGUCAUAUUCACUAAAUUAUUUUAUAUGGAACAAUAAUUUUGAUUCUCCGUGAAACCCGGUUCGAUUUUGUGAUAGGGACAGUUAAAAAUGGCGGUACGUAAAAAUUUGUCCAGUCUGCACAAUUUCGUGAUCAUUUUGUAACGAUCGGCGUAGAAUUUUCCGUUCCGUUUUAACUCACAAUCAACCAGAAAGUCCCUGGAACUGAGUAAUUAUAAGGCUGAUUCUAAUGACUUCAGGUGUGUAAUGCAUAGGAAUAGUACUACAUGUACCUUGCUAGCAGAUUUAUGAUAGUUUUAUGGAUAAAAUUUGAUAAGGAAUAAAAAUUUGGAAAAUAUUGGAAUAUUGGAACAUUUCGAGUCCUAAAUCAUUUUUCAUGAUUAAUAUGCUCGUCUCAAAAGUAUUAAGAUCCAGCGUCUGUAAAAAUGUUAGCAGUAAACUAAGAUGGCCUGUGAUUGACUAGUAAUUUUGUACACCUGACUGGAGUUUUGAGAAAAGAUUAUGAAAGACUAUUUAGCUGUACAGAAUAAUUGUCGUAUUCUUGUCACGGUUGCUUAAGGUAUUACAGGAUGUAUAUUCCCAACUAAAAGUUAGUCUCGGUGAGAAUAUUGAACACUUCUCGAUGAGGUAAAAAUUUGAGAAAAUCAAUCAUAAUCAAGUUGAUAAUAUAAUUCGUUUUGAAUAAUAACAAUGCCAUAGUCGAAAUCGUAUAUCCGUGUUUCGGCAACUUGACCUUUGCCGUAUAUGUUUAUAAAUAUUCGCUUGACC
Neodiprion virginianus is the source of this 2449-nucleotide messenger RNA. Its product is annotated as retinol-binding protein pinta-like. Bases 466 to 1383 code for a protein of 305 amino acids. Gene Ontology annotation, cellular component: membrane. The record is from RefSeq and is a predicted model, not a curated record. The transcript has 8 exons. NCBI's taxonomy places the organism in Eukaryota, Metazoa, Arthropoda, Insecta, Hymenoptera, Diprionidae. Gene Ontology annotation, molecular function: phosphatidylinositol bisphosphate binding.